AUGAAUCCUCGUAUCUUUUCCUUUUUACUUUACGAGUCGUGGAAAUUACGACAAAAUAUUCUAACGUCCGGCGAAAAAAUUCCAAUUAAUGCUAGUCUCGCUCGCUUUCAAAAUAUAUCCUUUAACGGAUGGGACCACGCAAACUUUUCCACCGUGUCACAAGCGAAAAAAUUAGGGUGCGGUAAAGGCGUGGAAAGGAAUCUGCGUUCUGGGAUAUGCACAAUUCCUCCGAGAAUGGAUGAAAAAACACGCUCGACAGGGUCCACCUUCAAGAACAAUACAACUACGCCUGAGCCAGUCGAAGUUCCCGCGCCCUACUACGAGGUUCACAUUUUCCCGGAAGGUAAAAUCAAUCCAAAGACGAGCCUGCUUAGGUUUAAGUGGGGAGUUGGUCGUCUGAUGAUGGAGUCAACCAAUCCACCAAUAGUUAUUCCACUGUGGUUUAAAGGCCCCGAGGAAAUAAUGCCCGAAGGAAGGGGGAGUAAAUAUUGGAUACCUAUUUGCGGAAAGAAGGUCGUGAUCACAUAUGGGCAACCUAUUGACUUUAAAGAUACGCUAACAAAUUAUUAUGAAAGGAAAGUUGAAGAGAUUGUCACGCGGGUUGAAAUCACCGACACAAUCUUUCAGGCGAUAAAUGAACUGCAAAAAAAAACUCAUUCCUUGGAGGACGGACGGAACAAUGACUCAUGA
Messenger RNA from Acaulospora colombiana, 690 nucleotides. Lineage: Eukaryota; Fungi; Glomeromycota; Glomeromycetes; Diversisporales; Acaulosporaceae. The record is from the annotation of a GenBank genome assembly.